Molecule: messenger RNA, 2918 nt
Organism: Salmo salar (Atlantic salmon)
Lineage: Eukaryota; Metazoa; Chordata; Actinopteri; Salmoniformes; Salmonidae
Source: RefSeq, a predicted model, not a curated record
UCGUGCCCUCUUCACGACUGUCUUGGUGUGCUUGGAUCAUAUGUUAGUUUGUCAACUAGAUUGAAGAAUUCAUUCUAUCGAUCUAUCAGAUUAUUCUGAUGAGCAAUGGUUUAUUUAGUCUUCUAGGGCAACAUAUAAAAGAGAAAAGUUCACUAACAAAUAACCUACCAAAAUGUCAGAAAUUAUAAGCAGAAAUGUAUCUAAAUCAGCCCCCCCAAAAAUCUGCUCCCCCUGUCAAAAUAUUGUUCUGCUGUCUGACUGUAGCCUAUAGCGCAUGUUCUAUAUUUACUGGUUAGUGUUGGUGGCGGGCCUCAGAUUUUCACUUUAUCACAUAUAAUCGGGUGGUUGCGGAUGGGUUAUUAGCAAUUGCAGGUAGGUGGGUGCGGGUGAACAAACAGCUGACCACUAAUGUCUGCAAUCAGAAGAGUGAGGUCUCCCACAGUAAGUUGGCAGAGGUUCAACAAAGUGAAAUGAGGACGUGUGUGUGUGUGCCUUGCCUUCAGGGCCAUGGACCUCUUGACUCAGAGGAUGUGGUAACACACACUCAAGACCGCCAUACACGCUACACAUUGUUAGUGGAGCGCACAUAAUAACUUACCUGGCGCAAUGUAACCAAUAGAAUACUCCCAAAAGUACAAACACCACCCACUGUGGGUAAUCGGAAUCAAGCGCAACUAAAGUAACUGAAGAAAAACAUUGUAUAAGAUGGUAUGUCAACACUGGUCUGCUACAUACACUAUGUAUUACUGGCAUCUCAACAGUCCUCCUUUCUCUUUUCUCUCUGUUCUCUCUGUUCUCUCUGUUCUCUGUCUGUUCUCUGUCUGUUCUCUCUGUUUCCUCUCUUUUUUCUCUCUCUUCUCUCUCUUCUCUCUCUCUUCUCUCUCUCUCUCUUCUCUCUCUGUUCUCUCUCUCUUUUCUCUCUCUUCUCUCUGUUCUCUGGAGUGGUUCUACAACAAUGUGAAGUGUUGCUUCAAGAAGUUUGGCAGUGCCAAGGUAUACAGGAAAAACCUGGUGGAUCACGGGACGCUGGGAGAACUCACAGAGUACAGCAUGGCAAAGACCCUCACAGCGGCACUGAGGGUGGCAGAGGAGGCCAUCGACGAGGCCAUCAACAAGGCAGAGGGAUACACCGACAAUCAGGAUAUGCAGAGCGAAGCAAGGUAUUUGCGGGACCACAGGGAGGAGCUGAUUGAGGAGCUGGCCACAACCAUCGUACAGAAAAUCAUCCAGCGGAGGAAGAACCUGGUUGAGAUGAACCCAGACUGUGACCUGGACAGGCCCCCAGGCAACCAGAGUGGUGAAAAGCCUUUGGCUUCAAGCUGCCCCACCUCCCAGCCCCAGAUCACCACAUCAGUCCACGCCAAGUGCUCCGGGGUUUCCCAGGACUCUCAGCAGGGGCUGAAGGAGGAGGGAGGAGCGGCAAGGUUGGCCAGCUGGAAGAGUAUUGACCGCCUGGAUAACUCCAUGCUGAAGAGCCCUGACGGAAACUGGAUCGCCUUGGAGAGCACCCAGCUGUCUCAGCCCAGCCUGCUGACCAAGAGGAAGUCGUUGGUAUUCAGUGUCCUGGAGUGGGAAUUCGGUGUGAUAUCCGCCUACGACGAAAUGGGCUCUUACGACACCGAGGGGGCCUGGGACGCUGCCUUGCUGGAGAUACGCAGGAAGAUGACCUCCAACGCCAACAACAACCAGGGGUCAGAGGCUCCAGACGCCCAGGCCUCUGCUGGCCAGCAACCCAGCAUCCCAUCACCCUCGCUGGGUCACCACGCCAGCACGAACACCCUCAACUUUGAGUCUGAGAGGUACUCGGAGGUGUCACUGCACAGUAUCACCACUGAGGUGCUGAAGGUGUUAAACGCGACAGAGGACCGACUUCAGGGGGUGGAGGGAGAUGACUGCACCCCUUCACUGUCCCCCAACACUGACACAAAGAGGCUGAACAAACAACUCAGCAGACUGGAGGAGAAUGUCUGUCUGUCUGUCUGUCUGUCUGUCUGUCUGUCUGUCUGUCUGUCUGUUCGUUCUUUCAACAUACAGUAUACAACUGAAAUGACCACAGUCUGUCUGUGCAAACUGAACUGUGCCCACCAGGUGUACGUAGUGGCGGGCACGGCUUACGGUUUGGAAGCGGAGCUUGGCGACCUGGAGGAGUGUGCCCGGGCCGUCGGAGGUGCCACCUCAGACCUGGAGCUGUCCUACCUGGAGGAGCAGGUGGCAACGGCUUCCGCCCAGGUGCAGCAGUCUGACCUCCAGGUGUCGGAAAUCGCAGCCAGGAUCGCAGCUCUGAAGAUCGCAGGUCUCAACGUGGUCCCACAGAACCGCUUCUCUAAGCCCCAAGAACAGCCUAAGCCACAAACAUUGGACUCUUCACGGCAAACGAGGAGGCGGCUACCUGCUCCACCCUUGAAGGAUAAAGAAACCUAAGCCGGACUGACCGGGCAUGUUGACCACUGCCAUGGCCCUUUGACUCCCCCCACACCAGUGCCUUGAGCCCCUUGUCCAGUCAGGACGGUGCCAUCAGUGUCCAGUAAGGGGGUUGCUACCCUGCCACUAAGACACUACAGAGUACAGACUGACAGUUUUACCACUACUUCUGGCACUGUGGAUAAAGACAAGAGUUGUACAUUUCUUAAUAAUGAGAGAUCGUAGCUACAUACUUUAUGUACAUUUGAAAUGGAUUAAGUUAAGAAACAAAGCAGUUUUUAUAGAAUCUUUAUCUUAAAUAUGCUGUUGAGUGAAAUGUCAAUCAUCUCUUUGUUAUUGGACCUUUCAACCAAUCGGUGACCAGAGCCAUUUUUUAUAUAGCUUAAUGAGAACGUUGUUAUGACAAUGGAGAUGUAACUCUAACAGAUGUGUGGCUAUUGUCUGAAAGGCAAGCUAUGAUUUAUACUACCGCUUGUUUUAACAUGUUUUUAACAGUU